Molecule: messenger RNA, 1149 nt
Organism: Plasmodium gonderi
Lineage: Eukaryota; Apicomplexa; Aconoidasida; Haemosporida; Plasmodiidae
Exons: 1
Coding region: 1-1149 (382 amino acids)
Source: RefSeq, a predicted model, not a curated record
AUGAAACAAGAGGAGAAUAAUCUGCUUGUAAACUGGGGAAUUUUCCCUACUUUUAGCGAGACUAGCAGUAGUGAUAGUGGAAGCAGUUGUAGAAGUGACUCUAGCGAGUGCAACCACUGUACAGACUAUAGGAGUAACAACUAUGAUUGCCAAAACAUCUGUCGUAGGAAUAGUUAUACCGGUUCAGGGAGGGAAGUGUGGGAUCAAGAAUAUUGUGAUGGUGUGGAGAGAAUCGACAACCUUAUGGAGAAAAAAAAUACACAAGUGUCUCAUGACGAAACUUCCCAAUCAGAUGGAAGGAGAGAAAAGAACAGCAACCGUGUGAUGAAGCAGACUCAGACACGGAAGCAGUGUUAUGAAAAUGAACAAAGGGAAUUCUCAUACUCGGAUGCUGAGUACACUAUUGUGAGGAAAUACCUUAAAGGAGUAUUGAAAAAUAAAGAAAGAAAUAAAUUAUACGAGUUUAGAAAGUACCUAGUUGAACACAAUGUCUUUUACAUGUUUGUAUACUUGUUUGUAAAUCUAAUAAGGAACAAGAACAAUAUACGGAAUCCUUACAAUUAUGUGAUGAACUACUUUGGAAGAAGAGACUACAACUCAGAUGAUAACGCUUGCAUGCAGGAUUUAAUUAGAGAAAAUAAAAUGUACAGAAUGAAAAACCAGCGGUUAACUAACAAAAUAAACAUGCUACUAGUUCAGAUUGAGGAUAUGCAAAAAAGGGAUUCCUGUGAUUUCAUUGCAAAUUUUUUUUUUAAAAAUGACAAGGAAUCAGAUGAACCACUUAAAUCGCUUAACCCGGUUAAACGGCGUGAAACCUACAGCUCCUUAGAAUCAUAUUCCUUGUGUUACAUCAUUAAGUCGGUUAUUUGUGGUGAUCCCAGUGUGUACACUAUCCAAAAUUACCCGAAAAUGUCACAUGAUCAUUGUGAUAAUAUGGAAAUUCCCUAUUUCCUAUUUACACGGGAAACAUUUUUCCUUUUUUUAAGCUCAUUAAGUCAUUCAGUUAGAACUGAAUUUCGUAAAGUACUAGAAGGGAAAAAAAUUCAUUUGGAAAAAUCUGAACUUUUCAACAUACUACUCAAAGAGUUAUCGCUCUUCCUAAAUAAUUAUUUGUCUUUCGAUCAAUGCAGGGAAAAAAAAAUCCAUUGA